AUGUCCAACCCACCCUUCCAAACCGCCCUCCUGGCAGGCGCCCUCGCCGGAACGACAGUCGACCUCUCCCUCUUCCCCCUCGACACACUCAAGACCCGACUCCAAUCAUCGGCCGGCUUCUUCCCAUCAGGUGGCUUCUCCGGAAUAUACCGUGGAAUAGGCUCAGCGGUGGUCGGAUCCGCCCCCGGCGCAGCCUUCUUCUUCUGCACGUACGAGACGACAAAGGACAUCUUGAAGAGGCAGGGAGCGCUGCCCGAGGCGGUGACGCAGAUGAUUGCCGCGAGUUUGGGGGAGGUGGCAGCCUGUGCGGUGAGGGUGCCGACAGAGGUGGUGAAGCAGAGGGCGCAGGCGGGACUGCACGGGGGUUCGUCGAGGGCGGCGCUGGGCGCGAUAUUGUCGCAGUAUUCGACGCGGGGGCUGGGUACCGUGUGGAGGGAGCUGUAUAGGGGUUGGGGUAUAACGGUGUUUAGGGAGGUGCCGUUUACGGUGAUUCAGUUUCCGCUGUGGGAGGCGAUGAAGGCGUGGCGGUUGAAGCGGGAGAAGGGGUCGCGGAAGGAUGUGACGGCCGUGGAGAGUGCUUUGUUUGGAAGUAUAGCUGGGGCUAUUUCGGCUGCCGCUACGACACCGUUGGACGUGCUGAAGACGAGAGUCAUGUUGUCCAAGGAGAGGGUGUCGGUCCUGGAAGUGUUUGGGAGGUUGAUGAAGGAGGACGGUAUCCGGCCGUUCUUUGCUGGGGUUGCACCCAGAGUGACUUGGAUUUCUGUGGGAGGUGCCAUUUUCUUGGGGAGCUAUCAGUGGGCUAUUAAUACCAUGGGCGCCAUUUCAUGA
Messenger RNA from Pochonia chlamydosporia 170, 828 nucleotides. RefSeq names its product mitochondrial carrier protein PET8. Lineage: Eukaryota; Fungi; Ascomycota; Sordariomycetes; Hypocreales; Clavicipitaceae. Gene Ontology annotation, cellular component: mitochondrial inner membrane. Gene Ontology annotation, molecular function: S-adenosyl-L-methionine transmembrane transporter activity. The transcript has a single exon. The record is from RefSeq and is a predicted model, not a curated record. Bases 1 to 828 code for a protein of 275 amino acids.